CGAGCGGCGCGCAGCUGCACACCGAGCCAACGGCCGCCGCAGCCACACCGCCCGCCCUUCAAGCAUGGCGGUCCCCGUCACAGAGGACACGCCGCCAGACCUGCUGGCCGGCAGCAUGGACCUGACCGUGCUGCUGCCUGACGGCCGAGCCACCAAAACCAGCGUCCAGAGGGCGACGCCGAUGAUGGACCUGCUGGUACAGCUGUGCACGUCGCACCGGCUGUCGCCCGGCGGACACAGCCUGCAGCCGCUGGGCGAGAAGGGCGCGCUGCCCUACAAGCCCUCCACGCCCAUAGGGCUGCUGGAGGCCUGGAGCGUGCGCGUCCUGGCCAAGGGCACCGGCGCCGCCGCUGGAGCCGCCCCCGCGCUCCAGGAGCACCCGCACCAGCUGCCCUUCCAGCACACCUUCCGCCUCCAGGUGCACCUGCCGCGCAACCAGCUGCUGGUGUCUCGGGUGACGCCGCAGAUGGGCCUGGCCGCCGUGCUCAAGAUGGCCUGCGACGAGAAGAACCUGGACCCCAGCAAGUACGAGCUGCGCCACCCCAUAAACCUGGAGGAGAGACUGCGACCGGAGCUGACUCUGGGCGACUACGGACUGACGGAGGUGUGCGUGAUGGCGCGCGACGCGAGCGGUGCGGACGCGCUGGCCCUGCAGAAGGAGCAGGAGCGGAGGCGGCGGCGCGCCAAGCAGCAGCACGGCCACGUCGCGCCGGCGCCCCCGACAGUCCGCCAGACGGGGACCGAGGUGAGUGCCAUCACGGGCAGCGUAUCGUCGGGCAGCCUGGGCGGGAGGUCCAGCUCUCCCGACUCGGCUCCCGCCGCGCCUCCGCCGCGCGCUCCCGCCAGGAAGAGGCGCCCGGCCCCACCUCCGCCUGCCGUGACCACCGACAGUGCCGACACCAGAGGCCGCGAUAAGCGGGACUCUGCAGUGGUGAUCAGUAAAGCCAGUUCCAAGCAGGUCGUGUCGCACCACGACGGGACUGCCCCCACGGUGACCCACUCGCGGACGUCCUCCGACAGCUCCGGCUACCACGAGGCGUCCGUGCUGAGUGACGGCCCCGACACGCACCCCGGCGACAAGACGAUUGCCGCCCGGGAGAUGCCACCUCCGACUAGCAACAGCACCCUGCCACGAAGAAGCAAACUGCCACCGGCUACAGGCACAUCGGCAGCCCUGCCGAAGCGGACCGGCCCGACUGUUGGCAACUCGGUGCCACUGUCCAGGUCCGUGUCCAACCUGGCGACCGGCGUGCCCGGCAGAACGGUGCACGGCGAGCACAGCACUUCUACGUCCUCGCUGUCUUCCACAGGGCGAGGACCUCGUAAGAAGAAGGCAGCUCCACCCCCACCGCCAGUAGCGGUGGCCCCUGCGGGACCUCGGGCUGCGCUGCCGGACAGGUCGGCGGCCACUCCCGCACCGUCCCCGGCGGAACCUCCCACUGUGGACGCGACUGCCGAGAGCCGGACAUUGCCGCGUCCUACGGCUCCUACCGAGAACGCGGACGCCCGCCGGUCGGCCAGAAUCGAGGAGGAGGAGAAGGAAGUGCCGAGCCCGGAGAGGCGGCCGAGUUCUGAAGCUGGGGUGAAGCACCACCAGCAGCAGCAGAGGUCGAGUGCGGAAUUGCUGGCCGAGAAGGCGGACCUGUACGCGAAACUGCAGCGCCGCCUGCCGUCGCGCGGCGACAGCGUCACCUCCACGUCGUCCUCGGGCAGCGAAGACGCGGCCGCCGCCACCGCCGGGCGCGGUCCCGCCGUCGAGGAGCGCGCGCCCGUGCCCGCUCCGGCAGUGCGCCCGUCGAGGAGCCGCGACGGGGCGUCCGCAGCGGCGAGGGACCGGCGUACGGACGGAGAGUCGCGACCGCAGCCGGACGUGGUGGCCGUGCAGGUGCAGCCGCGGGCAUCUCCUCCAGCUCCCAAAGGUAAGGACACGGCGCCUCCCGUCCCACUGCCCCGGAAGAAACUCCCCGGCAAGGUCGACAGCGCAGACGCGCCCCCACUCGCCGACCCGGCGGACGACGUCGACGGCGAAGGCGCGCUCCCGCCCCCGCUGUCUCGCACCGGCUCGGGGAGCAGCCUGGGCAUCUACGGGAGCGUGGGCCGCACGUUUGGUGCCGGCUCGUCCCUGCUGGCCAUGUCGUCAGAGACGAGCAGUGUCGGAACUGGCUGCGCCGACGAGGAUGCGGACGCGGACGACGGGCUGCUCGGCGUGGAGGAGUCGCUCUUCGACCGGGAGGCUGCCGUGCCCGAGGAGGAGUUCGUCGACUUGGAGGACGGGGAGGAGCGCGUUGGCGGCCGCCUGGGCCGCUGGCCCAACUCUGAGAACCUGCAUGCGCUCCUGGGAAGAGGGUCGGUGAGCUCGAAGCACAGCUCGACCGCACCGGACGAGGACGAUAUGGCCGUGGACGAAGGCAUCGGCAACGACGAUGCGGCCGAGGAGGUGGCACGGGCUUUCGCGAGUGCCGCCGCCGAGUUGGAGGCGGCCAUCUUGGCCGAGGACCUUGCUGCGGCCACUGCAGAAGCCGAGGAGAAUCCUGCUGCGGACUACAGCACCUUCGACCCUCCGUGCCCGAAGAACCUCAGGGCUGCCAACCUUCCGCCGCAGCUGCCCCCUUCGCCAGACCCGCCCGCAGUGGUGGCGGACGCCGAGGAGUGGCACUACGAGAUCCCCGCCCCGCCCUCGGCAUUCAGGGAUUCGGCGGAGACUCCGCCGCCGACGCCGUGGUCUUACGAGGAAGGGGAGGUGCGCAGCAAAGCCAACCCUCUCUACGACAGCCGUGAGUUCGUGGCAGAUUCGUCCGUGGCGAAAGAGAAGUCCGACAGCUCCGGGGAGCCGACUGCGGCCACCGAACUGAGCAAUUCCGGCCAGACGACGGGCGGCAGCAACGCGCCGGAGCCGGAGGAAGAGGUGGCCGACCGGCAGCGGGCACUGACGGGCGUGGAGCGGCAGCUGCAGAGCGUGCUGGACGCUAAGGCGCGCCUACUGCUGCCGCAGCCACAGUCUGAACUCAUUCGGGGCCCGGCGGCGGAUGUGGACGCGGCUCUCAAGGACACUGACGACGGGCCUGCCGAGGACGGCACGUCGGACGUGCCGGACGUCGGGGAAGACACGUCCGUGUCGCAGGAGAACCACAGCCACAGCCUGCUGAACCACCACCACGCGGGGCACCUGCACCGGCACACUGCCAACGAGCACCACCACCACCACGACCACCGCCACCAUCUCCACCACGACGAACACCACCACCACGACCCGCACUCUGCUAAUGUGGGGAUGCCGGCAUACCUCACGGAGACCAUCGACACUCUGGAAGGGUUUGAGGACCUGAUUGCUGUCGGCUCUGGCUCGAGGCCGCCAGAGGAACGUCAGAAUGUGGAGGGCGGCAGCAAUGGUGCUGCGGAAUUGGAGGUAGUGAGAAGGAACUCUUCUGGUGUAGAGCGACCUGUGGUGGUUGCCGAAGUUGUCAAAAGUUCCGAAGGCGGCGUCACUCCGGAAACGAGUCCGGUCGGCACGGAAGCUGCGAAAGUAGCGAGGAGGAGCUCCGCUUCCAGCUACGGGACGUUGACCGAGUCGGAGAAGAGCUCGGAGAGUUCGAGCGACCCGGCCGUCGAAUCGGGAGAAGUUCCUUCUCGGAGGAGACCUUCCGGGGAGCUCGGCGUCGGCGACGGGAAGGCGUCGAAGGGCGAGGGUACCCGGGCAGAGUCGGACCGGCAGCAGAGGGCGCAGAGGCGGAGGACGGUGGAAGUCGCGGGGCCGCUGGUCAACUUCACCAUCACCACCUACCGGAGAGAGAUCGACCCGGACAAGAUAUUUGCAGAAGCGGAGGACGCGACAGCGAGCCGCGUGUCCGCGGUAACGGCGCCGUCGUCGGUCGCGGGCGCCAGUGGCGAGAGGCGGCCCUCGCAGGUGUCGAGGUCGAACUCCGUCGGCGGCUCCGGCUCCGCCUGCAGCUCCUCCGCCGCAUCUUCUCGGCGGGGCAGCCACGCGGAGCAGCAGCGCGGCGGGUCUCACGCUCCGGGGGUGAAGCGGUCCGUCUCGAAUGUGUACGCGGCGCUGCAGGACGUAGCUGCGCGGGAAGAAGCACGCACCAGAGGUGCUGCGGAGUCUACCAAUGAGGAGGACAGUGGCUCGUCUCAGCUGCAAUCGGUGCAGGUGCUGCGCAGCAUACUACCCCAGCUGAAGACGACACCAGAGCGGGAGCCGUCCAGUAGCAGCAGUGAAGGAUCGGGUGCAACGGCAGACGCCUCGGCAGCAGUACCGCAGUCGGAGCGGUCGCCGGAAGACUCGCGGAAGACGGCGGGAGAGGCUCGGGUCACGGAAGUCGGCACGAAGCCCCAGCCCCAGCCGCAGCCGUACCGGCCGCCGGCAAUCAGCUUCGCCUCUUGGGGCGAACGGCCGCGCGACCGGGCCGUCUCGCUCAAGGUGGACAGCGACUACCGCGUGGGCGGCGCUCACACUCAGGCACAACAAACCUCACAAGAACCUCAGACUGCCAGUGCAGAUGCUACUGCCGAAAACGCCAAAGCUCCCACGGUCGACGGCGCGGUACCGGAGAAAAAGCCGGAACCGGUGACGGCAGUGCCUUCCGGACAGAACGUGCACGUCAGGAGUGGCGAGCCGGCACCUGCACCUGCGCCGCCAGCUGCCGCCAAGGUGGAGCCCACGGUGAUCAGGAUAUCGACUGCGGAGCCCAGGAUACGCGCCAUGCAGCUGAAGGCGCAGCCCGCUCCCUCUGGGGUGCAGAGGUCGGACCCCGCGGCCGCACGACGGGACGGUGCCGCCCUGACGAUGCGCAUCAUCUCGCACACGACGGCGGCUCCCUUCGUGAGGCAGGGCACGACGAGCGUGACGGUGAACGGGGACGAGCGAGUGGUGCCCGUGGUGCGUGCUGUCGAGCUCAAGAAGUCGGUGUUGCAGCAGGUGGACAGGAACGGACAGGUCGACAGUGGGGAAGAGGAGGAGAGGUUUGUCGGCGUCAGCUCGCUCGCCAAGAGGUUCUCCGUCCUCGGGGACAACACCGUCGUGCAGAGGCGGAACUCGGGGCUGAGCAGAGUGGCCCGGCGACCCGUCUCGGAGCUGGUGACGGCCUCGGACGCGGCGCUGGCGUCCGCGGACCCCGCCGGCCCGGUGCACCGGACGGGCAGCUUCGCCAGCCUCGUCUCCGCCAGCAGGGCCAGCCAGCUGGGGCGCUCGGACAGCUCGGACGACGCCAGGGUCGGCUCCUCGCCAGGUCUGGUGUCGCAAAAUGGCCUCGUGAGUCCUACGGCGAAGCAGGCACCGGUGACGGUGUCCGCCGCACCCAAGGGCUUCCCUCUGCCUGUCGUCAAGGGCUUCCGGGUGCCCGGGGCCGGAGCGCCGGAACCCAGAAAGGGCAUCACGCUCGUCGCCAAGCCCGAGGCGGGCGCGGGGGCGGGCCCGUCCGCAUCCGCGCGCGCGCCAGCGCAGAACCCGCACGAGCAGCUGAUGGCCGCCAUCAGGGGUUUUGGCGGCACUGGAAACCUCGGGAAGCAGACCCAGAAUGUUGCCGAGUGCGAGAGUUGAGCAGUCCACCGCUGCAGCUUCCUCAGGAGAUAUUUGACAGGAGAACUGCGUAGGAACUUACUGCAUUGCAGAGGCCUCCCUCUGUGUUAAGAGGACGAUGGUGCAAGUGAGAGACGUCAGAUGCUGAAAUACUGAAUGCAGUAGACAGAGAUGACAGUGCUGUGCCUGAAAGCCUAGGUGUCAGUUGCCCUGGUGCCUCCUGUGCUGGGACAAACACAGAGACCCGGAGGUUGUGCCAUUGAGAGCAGAAAAUGCACUGUACAACAUUAGUCUGUCAGUUCCGACAAUGGGAAGCGUGUUCGGUGUUGGGUGUAUCGAACUGCACGGUGGUGAUAUGUUUGUGAGUGUGUUUAGGCUGCUGUGUGAUAUACGUGCAGUACCUUUGUUGUGUGUAUGUAUGUUUUUUUUUUUUCUUUUUUUGUGGAACUCUUUAGUUUUCAAGGCUGGAAGAUAGACUGAAUGUGUUAAGAAUCUGGCAGCUUUCAAAUGUGACGAAUUUUGCCCUCAUUCUUUGUAAAAGAAGCUGGAGCAGUGUAAAAGUUUCUGUCAUUUUUCUCAAGUGACAAAAUGUUCAGGACACGUAAGGGAUUUCGAUACAGCAUUUUCUGUUGUUCUGAAAGAGAUUUUCAGUAGUGGGCCUCAUUUGUUAUUUGGAGAAAUCGGGCAUUACGGUGACAACUGUGCGCCCUCUUUCCUCGACUGUUCAGAAUUAUUAGUACGUUUGUCGAGGAAGGACAACUUCGUAGGCUGUACUGUGCUGUGGAGUGCUUUGUGUGCUCAGGAAACGAAAACUCGAGGGCAUUUUUACGUGGAACGGACGAAGUGAAUACCGUGAAAGGAAUAAGGGUGCAUAAGGCACUCCAUAGUUUCCCUCGUGUCGGAAAUGUGCCUUUAUUGCAUUCGUUCCGCUCGUCAGUUGAACAUUAGGGGUGCAGCGUACUAAAGUGUUUGGUUGCUAGCAAAAGGGGAAGCCUUGUCUUCGAACAGCUUAUUUAAUUUCUGGUACAGUCACCCAUUCCACUGAAUCUGCAUUGUUUUAGUAAUGUGGGACCAAUUACUUUUCAUUUUUUUGUUUUAGGAAUGAUAACAGUGAGUGUUGUAAAUGGCAGUGAUAUCUAAAAAUGAAGACUGCAUUUCACAAAAUGGCAUCACUGUGUUCAUAGACACAAAAGUAUUCUUUCGUGUUUGUGUGUGUUUUAUUGGAGUCAUAGAAGGUGAAAUAAUUUCAAGAUAAUACACACACAGUUAACAGAAAAGAGAGGGGAACCCAUCAGUCUUUUCUUCUCGGGUGAAGCAGUGGGCAUAAAAUAAUUUGUUGCGGUUUUAGGACGAGAAAGCAGAUAUUAUUUUUGCCUCGUGUGUGUGACUUGUAUUUUUGAUAUGUUAUGUAAAGGACAUUUGUAUUGAAAAUGCUGGGAUUUAAAAAAACCAACUUGGAGAUGCUAAACGUUUUUCUACUUAAAGCAGGGAGGACUAGAAAAUUCCCUUAUUGUCCUUUUGAAGGAGAUACCUGUCACUUGUUAUAUGGAUGUUUCAUGCUCUAAACAGUCAUUACUUUUUAAAGAAAAACGUAAAUAUAUAAUCAAAUCAAAAUAUGUUGUAUUGGAAAGAAAGGGUCAUUUAUGUAACAAUGGGAUUACUUUUCAUUGUAUUCUGAUGAUUUCUGUAUUCAUGUAUGCUAUCAUGUUUGGGUUUUUUGUUGUUAAAGUGUGUAAUCAAUGCUAAUGGAGAAAAUUACAUAUUUAUUCCAUGGGGUUUGUUUAUGAUAUUAUUAUCCACAUUACAUAUUAAUGUUUGUUAUUAAUCAGGGGCAUUUUAUGAGUGUGGAAGUGGCUUUUGUUAUUUAUGUCUAAAAUUAAUUGUAUGUUCUUUGUCUUUAAUGGAAAAGAAGGGAGAGCAGUGAAGUGGUACAGGUGCAGCAUUGAAGCUGUGCAGACGUGCUAAUUCUCUCAAGUUUUAAACAAUUUCGGAUCUUCAUAGAAAACAAUGUUGAAGAGCACUUUUAGCUCUUUAUUGAAACAAAUUGUUUUACAUUUGGAACCAAAUGUACUCGGUAAACAAUAGGAUGGGGUGUUUCCCGGAAGCACUCACCUGAUCAAAAAUGGUCGGUGCCUUCAGUUUACUGUUCAGUCCGUGGCCUCUUAUGGUGGCCAUUUCUUUCCCCCUUUUGCUCCAGAGCCAGUUGGCGCAAGUCUUGUGCUAGUCAUAUAUAAUUUUCUCUUGUGACGAGAUGCACAUAUUACGGUCGUGCAAUUUUCCUCUCGGUGUCGUGUGGGGCAUUUCCUCCUCACGUUUCUGUUAACGCUGUACAAAAAAAUUUCGAAGGAAUAUUUACACUUUGUCAUGUAUAUUUAACUUCCUAUAUUUAUUGGUAAUCUGGUGUGUCAGUUUAUAGCUGAUUGUUCUGGUACAUAGUUCUGAAUGAGUUUAUGUUCUUUAGCUUAUUCUUUCUUCUCGUUGUCUAUUCCACUUCUCCAGUGACCUUCUGUUUCACCAUCUCCCACCCACAUGUGUGUGGAACUAGAUCUUUUUUUAUAUACAUAUGUUAGCUCACUUGAGCAGUGAUUACCCAAUGGGGAUGUUGUGAUGUGGCUAAAGUUUUGUUGAGAUGCUCUGAAACUGUCUGUACCUUGCUAGAUCAUUCUUAAGUCACUCACCUUUUUGUUACUUUGCUGAUUCUGUAAGCUGUGUCAUCUCGUCACAGUCCUGUGUAACGUGUUGAACUUUUUUGUUUUCAUUCUUUGUUGUAAAUAACAUGCAUAUACAUUACAAAUUAUCAGACUGUUUCUAUGAUUAUAAUUAUGUAUCAUUAUUGUAAUUAAUUCAUUAUGUAUGUAUCAUCAUUGAAGUGUCAAAUGUUUUUGUUGUGGUAAAAUAAAUAGAAAAUUAUAUUAAUAA
This is a messenger RNA of Schistocerca cancellata (South American locust), 8437 nucleotides long. RefSeq lists its product as uncharacterized. The transcript is spliced from 26 exons. The record is from RefSeq and is a predicted model, not a curated record. Gene Ontology annotation, molecular function: actin monomer binding. Lineage: Eukaryota; Metazoa; Arthropoda; Insecta; Orthoptera; Acrididae. The coding region runs from base 65 to 5539 and encodes 1824 amino acids.